AUGCGCGUCGAGCACGCCUUAGCGCUGCUCGUCUUCGCUGUCGCGGCGUGUCACGCUGCCGGCGCGGCUCGCAGAAGCGCUGUGUACGCCGACAGCAGCAGCAGCAGCGUCCACUUCGUGUCGCCAGAUGAGGCCAGAGAGCUUCGCGAGGAGGUCCGGGCCAUGUUCUAUCAUGGCUAUAACGGGUACAUGCGUCAUGCGUUCCCUCUGGAUGAGCUUCGCCCUCGAUCAUGCAAAGGAGAGGAUUCACUGGGUGGUUACACCCUCACGCUGAUUGACUCGCUGGAUAGCCUGGCGUUGCUUGGCAACAAGACCGAAUUCGCCUCGGCGGUCAGAUGGCUCUCUGCACACCUCAACUUCGACAAGAACAAGACCGUGUCUCUGUUUGAGACGAACAUUCGAGUCAUGGGUGGGCUGCUGUCAGCACACCUCAUUGCAUCCGACCCUGCACUGGGCAUGCAGGUGCCUGGAUACGACAACGAGCUGUUGAGACUAGCAGAGGACCUGGGCAGGCGACUGCUGCCUGCAUUCGACACACCAACAGGCAUCCCUUUUGGCUCUGUCAACCUGCGCCAUGGGGUGCUGCGAGGGGAGAGCAAGGUGACAGCAACAGCAGGUGGCGGCACACUUGCACUCGAGUUUGGCGUGCUCAGCCGCCUCACAGGCGAUCCAGUCUUUGAGGACGUGGCGCGCAACUCAGUGAGGGGUCUGUGGGCGCGCAGGUCGUCCCUUGGGCUUCUAGGGGCGCAUGUAGACAUCUUCACGGGAGAGUGGACACACAAGGAUGCGGGGGUCGGAACCAGCAUUGAUUCGUUCUACGAGUACCUAAUAAAGGCGCACAUUCUAUUCGGCGACUUUGAGUAUCUGCACAUCUUCCAAGCAGCCUAUGAUGCCGUCAUGACACACAUAUUUCAUGACCCAUGGUACGUGGAGGUCAACAUGGAUGUGGCAGUGGUCGUCUGGCCUCUCUUCAACUCCCUCCAAGCUUUUUGGCCCGGAUUGCAGGUCAUGAUUGGUGACAUUGACCGCGCAGCUCGCUCCCACCGUGCCUUCUUCUCCGUCUGGCGGCGGUACGGGUUCACUCCGGAGGGAUUCAACCUGGCGCAGUCAGCAGUGCAGCCGGGGCAGACCUCAUACCCUCUGCGACCAGAGCUGGCAGAGAGCACGUACUGGCUGUAUAAGGCCACCAGAGACCCCUUCUACCUGGCCGUUGGGAGGGACAUGGUUGCUAGCCUGGCGCUGACGCGCUGCCGAUGUGGCUACUGCCACGUCAGCGACGUCGAGACACAUGCCCUGGACGACCACAUGGAGAGCUUCUUCCUCUCGGAAACUGUGAAGUACCUGUAUCUUCUCUUUGACUUGGCUUUGGGAGGAGACAACAUCAUGGACAACGGGCCGUACCAGUAUGUGUUAACAACAGAGGGUCAUCUGCUCCCUCUGACUCCUGAAAUCUCUUUUCCCUCGGAGCACUGCUCCUAUCUCAACAGCUUCUGUGCCCCACCCCAAGCUAGCAGUUGCCGGGUUCAAGAGGAGGGUGCUGGGGAGGGUGGGUUGGGGGAAGGGGGAGGUGCAGCUGGGGAAGGGAGCGACUGGUUGGGAGAGGUGGAAGGGGAUGAGGAGGGAGAGGGACAGGGUAAGUCGGGAGAGGGGGGAGGGAGGGGUGGGGAAGAACGGUUGAAGGGAGAGGUUACGAAGGAGGAAAAAGGCAGCGCUAGUAGUAGUAGUGGUGGUGGUGGUGCCGAUGCCAAUGCAGAUACCACAGGCCGUGAUGGCAAGGCUGCAGGAAUGGAGACGGGAAUGAGUGGGGAUAUGCAGAAACAGCAGGAGGAGAUUGAUCCAAAUGUGGAAGUGAUUGCGAAAGGGAAGACAUGGGUACUGACUCGUAAUAAAGGGAUAGAAAAGACAGAUUCUUCUAGCCCUCUCUCAGGGUCACCCUCUGCUGCUGAUCCUCACUCAAGCAGCAGUGACAGCAGCAGCAGUGCUGCUAUAACUGGCACCAGUGGCAGUGCUAGUGGCAAUGGUGGUGCUAUAGAAGACGAUGGGGAGGAGGAGGCAGAGGAGGAGGAGGUGGAGGAUGAGGAGGAAGAGGAAGAGGAGGAGAGCGAGGGAGUGACGGGAGGCCAGCAUGAGAGGAGGACAGGUUCGCAUGACGUGUCGGAACAGUUUGAUACGUACAGAGAUUUGCAGACUUCCAUCUCUCAAACAAAAAUGGGUGCAUUCAAUGUUGGAAGCGCGGUAAGGUCUCAGAAUGUUUUUCUAUAG
Molecule: messenger RNA, 2262 nt
Organism: Closterium sp. Naga37s-1
Lineage: Eukaryota; Viridiplantae; Streptophyta; Zygnematophyceae; Desmidiales; Closteriaceae
Source: the annotation of a GenBank genome assembly